Talaromyces amestolkiae is the source of this 2301-nucleotide messenger RNA. RefSeq lists its product as uncharacterized. The record is from RefSeq and is a predicted model, not a curated record. Gene Ontology annotation, biological process: intracellular protein transport; Golgi to plasma membrane transport; exocytosis. The transcript has 8 exons. Gene Ontology annotation, cellular component: exocyst; membrane. Bases 1 to 2301 code for a protein of 766 amino acids. NCBI's taxonomy places the organism in Eukaryota, Fungi, Ascomycota, Eurotiomycetes, Eurotiales, Trichocomaceae.
AUGCCGUCCGCCAUCUCUCAUCGCAAUGACUCCACGAACAUUCUGAAUCAGAUUGUCAUGUCCCCAUCGGACUCGGACUACCUAGACCAGCUUAUCCCUUCAAUUCGAGAGUACAGCUAUGGCAACCAGACGUCGCAGCUUCUACGAUCGUUGUCCCGCUUCGCCAGCGAUAAGGAGCAGGAGAUCGAGAAUAUAUGCAAUACAAACCACCAAGAAUUCGUUACUUCCGUCAAUCAGCUUCUUCGAAUCCGCGAGGGCACAGUCAGCUUGACGUCGGAGAUUUUGGAUCUGAACCAAUCCAUCCAGUCCAGCACAGAGAAGUUAGCUGAACAGAAGAAGGCGCUGGUUGAGUCAAGGAGUCAUCGACAGAACAUUGAUGAGAGCCUUCGCGCACUUCAAGAUUGCCUGGAAGUUCUGAGGCUAUCAAACCAGGUCCACGACCUUCUCGGAAAGAAGAACCAUUAUGCGGCUCUGCGAGCGCUGGAAGAGCUGCAAAAUGUUCACCUCAAAGAAAUUACCCAGUACAAGAUAUCAGAGCUGAUUCAACGAUCAGUGCCGGCAACUCAAAGAGCGAUCGCAGAGGCUGUCAUGUCCGACUUGAAUACGUGGUUGUAUCGAAUUCGAGAGAUGUCGCAGUACUUGGGGGAGAUUGCUUUGUAUCACACGAACUUGCGCAAGGAGCGCUUGAAAGAGAGGGCCCAGCACUUGGGAUAUUUGGAACAAUUCAAACUCAACUCAGCUAUUGAACUGGUCUCUGAUGAGCAUGAAGAGUACGAUUUACUACAGAAUGAAGACCUCCAAGUCGAUUUUACGCCCUUGUUUGAAUGUCUUCACAUUCAUAGAUCGUUGGGACAGAUGGAUAGGUUUAGAGCAGAAUAUGCAACGACACGACGACGGCAAAAGGAACUUUUACUUCCGAGUUCUAUCACGCUAGUUGAUGCCGAUGGCGCUAGCUUGCAUACCCUGUUGGAAGAGAUGACUGGCUUUGCGAUCGUGGAAAGAUCUACGAUGAAGAAAAUUCCAGAUCUUCGAUCGUCUGUUGAUGUGGAAGAACUGUGGGAAUCAAUGUGCCACACAGCAGCUGGUCUGAUCACAGCAGCACUUCCUGAAGUUGAUAAUGCGGAGAGUCUACUGAAGAUUAAAAAUCUCGUUGCGUUAUUCAUGCAGGCCAUGGAUACGUGGAAUUUCUCAACUACGGUUUUCGACAAACUUCUUCUCACUCUUUUCGGAAGAUAUGCCGAUCUGCUCAAGACCAGAUUUAGUGACGACUUUCAAGAGAUUGUUUCUACCGACGACUACAUGCCUAUGCCGAUUCAAAAUCUCGAAGAAUUUGACAAAGUCAUCAAUGUCAGCUGGUACACACCAGAAAAGCCACGUGAAGAACAAACAUUCCCUUGCGUGCUGCCCUUCUCCCAAAUGUACCCUCUUUGUUGUAUUGACAUAAGGAAUUUUUUGAACCAAUUCUACUUCUUUUCCAACGACGAUUUCUCGCACGCGGAUGUUAUUGACGAGACACUCAAGAUGGCUUUGGAUGACCUUCUAUCAAACGAGGUCUGCGAAACACUCGUUGAGCGCCUAAGUUCGCAAUAUCUAGGACAGAUCGUCCAGAUUUUGAUCAACCUUGAGCAUUUUGAAAUGGCCUGUCAAGAGCUCGAGGCACUUCUUGUUGCUGCUCGAUCACAGGCUUCUACUGCUGGCCCGGUUUCGUUAAAAGCCACCGAGAAAUUCCGUAAUAACAAGAAAGCGGCCGAAAAACGAAUCUUCGAGGUGGUCAACUCCAAGAUUGACGAUCUGAUUGAAACUGCGGAAUAUGAUUGGACUCCUACAGUCGAGCCAGAAGAGCCCAGUAACUACAUGCAAACACUGACACGAUUCCUUUCCAACAUCAUGAACUCGACAUUGCUCGGCCUGCCCACUGAAAUCAAAGAACUCAUAUACUUUGACGCACUGAGUCACGCCGCGAACGAAAUCCUGGCACUUCCUCUUUCACCGGAGGUUCGCAAAAUCAACCCAUACGGUGUCACUGCAUUAGCCAAAGAUGUCGAGUACCUUGCAACUUUUGUCGACAGUCUUAAUAAUCCCAUCCUCAGAGAGAAUCUGGACGAACUUCAGCAGACUGUCAACCUGCUUCAGUCAGAUAAUUCUGACGAAUUUUAUGAUAUCUCCACGCGCAACAAGAAGUAUGGCCGUGUCGACGCUAUGAAUGGACCAAUGUUGCUCGAAAAGCUCACACGCACAGUCUCAAGUCCCGUCAAGAACGAGAAAUUCGCGACAUUGUCGUCAAGAUUCGGAAUGAAAUAG